Erpetoichthys calabaricus (reedfish) is the source of this 7743-nucleotide messenger RNA. RefSeq names its product receptor-type tyrosine-protein phosphatase F-like. The record is from RefSeq and is a predicted model, not a curated record. Lineage: Eukaryota; Metazoa; Chordata; Cladistia; Polypteriformes; Polypteridae. Gene Ontology annotation, molecular function: protein binding; protein tyrosine phosphatase activity. Gene Ontology annotation, biological process: protein dephosphorylation. The transcript is spliced from 30 exons. Bases 191 to 3853 code for a protein of 1220 amino acids.
GCUUUGCUCAGAAUGGGAAGUCAAAUAUAUUUAGAGAAAUGGAAAGAAAUGCAGCCACAUGACACAGUUUGCUCCAAGCCCACUAAUGCUAUCUUCAGGUCUAAGCUGAACCAUGGCAAGAACCGAUAGAAGACUAGGUAUCUACAACUUUCUUUUUGUUCUUUCCUGAGAGGUGGGUGUCUUCAUAAAGAUGGAGCUACAUGUUGUCUUUACAGCUACAGCCCUAUUCAUACUGACAUUAACCUGCAGAUCAGAGCCUUCAAAUUACACCAACGAUAUUGCCAUUCCAUACCCCAAUGCAAACGACAGCAGCAGUAUAAAUGCAACAAAUGUACAAGAACAAGAAAAUUGCUCAAAUGUAUCUGCAUGUGACAGCCUGAAUACAAGUCGCAUCAACAAUACAAACUUAAGUGGUCCAAUACAGAACACAUCAUCAAGUAGUUAUACAGAAUGUACUAAAGGUGAAAGAGAAAGAAAUUUGAACUGCACUGAUUCAGGAAGUAUAUCAGAGACCACCAACAAAUCCAUGGCAAAUUUCUCAGAUCCAUCUGCUAGUGACAGCUUGAACACAAGUCACAUCAACAAAACAGACUUAAAUGGUCCAUCAAAGAACAAACCAAAAAGUAGGGAUAGACAAGGGGAUCGAGGUAAAAAAAUAAACCGCACAAAUUCAGAAAAGAGCUCACAGACCUCCAUAAAAUCCAAAGCAAAACGCCCAAAGCCAACUGCUAGCAGCAGCUGGAACACAAGUUACUACAAUAAUAUAGACUUAAAUGUUCCAACGCAGAUUACACCAUUAAGUAGCUGCAGAAAUGGAAGUGAAGGUAAACAAGAAAAUUGCACAAAUUCAGAAAGAGAUUCACAGACCACCGAAAAAUGCAUGGAGCCUGAAAUAUUUUUAGAAUCUAAUCUAACUGGAUACCACAAUUUAACUGUGGUAUGGAUCUUUCAAUGCAAUUGCACUGCCAAUUACAGUCUUGAAGCCACAGGCCUGUUGGUAGACCGCUAUAAAGAGCAAUGUCCCAACCAGAUAUGCGUCUCUUAUGAGAAGAAGGAAAACAGAACAGAAGUGCUUUUUGAGUGUUUGACACCUUCUUCUCCUUAUGAACUGACAUUCAAUGCAACGUUUUCCUUCCAAUCCUCCCAACAGAAGAUUGUGUCAAAAAAGAUUUUUUUGAACACUACUGAAAAAGUGACAGCUGAAGGUCCAGUGAAUAUAACUGUAAAUACAACAAAUGGUGUAGUCAUUUGGAAUCACAUUCCUUACUGCUAUAGUGGCCUUCUCGGAUAUGAGCUCACAUUAUUUGGUGAAAGAAAUUAUAAUGCAAGCUUUAAUGAAAAGCAACACAUCAGCAGUCUUUCAAAUGAAACCAAAUACCAACUACAAGCUCUGAAGAACGGAACAAAUUACACAUUGCAAAUAUGUGGGCGUACAUUACUGGGUUUGGAAAAAUGUUCAAACAUGUCAUUUGAAACAAAUAUAAGUGAACCCGAGAGUCCUCUGAUACAUGGAUUUCCCUCUUAUAACUUCUCAUCUGGCACUGCACUGGUCUAUUUGAGUCCUGUCUCAGACAUUAAUGGUCCAAUCACCUCUUAUCAAAUUAUAAUAAAGGACAUGACAUGUAGCAAAGAGAUUGACUUAACAGCCAUUUGUAUGGAAAAAGAAUUACCAGUCUUCAACACAUCUAGGCACAAUGAUUUAUAUAUUGUGGCCGAAAUUUCUGCUGAGAAUAUGACAGACUACUAUCAGUUUGUAAUUGGAGAUGGAGCAAUGCACCGGUUGUACCAUAAUGCUCAGCUGAGGAGUGGAAGAAAUUACUCUGUCAUUGUACGAGCCAUCAGUUCCUGGAGGACAGUGACAAAGUACUCCUGCAGUGUCUCUGGACCUUUUUAUGCAUUUUCUGAGGCCCCUGAAGACAAGAAGCUUUUUUGGAAAUUAUCUAUGGUCUACCUCCUUGUGAUAAUUCCAUUUAUGAUCAUCGCUGUUUUCAUUAUCUGGAAAAUCUCCAAAAGGCGUCACAGUAAAAUGGAUGAAGAAGGAACCAUUACUUUAUCCGAGAAAGGUUCAGUAAUCCCUGUUAAGGACCUGCUAGCACACAUCAUCAAUAUGAAGAAGAUGUGGUAUGAGGAGUGCAAUAACUAUGGGGAUGACAAUGAAGAUGAUGAUGGGGACAGCGCAUGGGUAGCUAAGGAAUAUACUGAGAUUCCAAUUAAAUACUCCUUUCCCUGCAGUGUGGCAGUCAAAGAGGCCAACAGUAAAAAAAACAGAUACGCCAAAAUUGUACCUUAUGAUUAUUCUCGGGUCAUAUUACAUCAGCCUCCUGGCAAAGAAGAGAAUGACUACAUCAAUGCAAGUUACAUUCAGGGAUUCAAUAAAUCAAGAUGCUACAUUGCUACACAAGGGCCACUUGAAUCAACCAUUGAGGACUUCUGGAGUAUGGUUUGGCAGGAGAAUUCUGAAAUGAUCAUCAUGCUUACAAAUCUCACAGAAAAUCAAACGAUUAAAUGUGCCAAGUACUGGCCUGACACAUCUGACAACUAUGGAGAUUUUGCAAUCACAUUAUUAAAAACAGAGAAAACCUUGGAGGUUAUUACUCGAAUAUUUGAAAUGACAAAGGAAGGUUCUUGUUUGCGAAGGACGAUAACCCACAGCCUCUAUACUGCUUGGCCUGACCAUGGGGUACCUAAAACAGCCAGUGGACUGAGACAAAUAGUGCAUAAAAUUCAUACUAUUGUAAAUCCCAACAGUGGUCCUGUCAUCGUUCAUUGCAGUGCAGGAAUUGGCCGCACUGGCACUUUAAUUGCCCUGGACUAUCUUUUAAUGAUGGCAAAAGAUGAGAAAAGGGUGGAUGUUGUCCAAUGUGUAUCCAAAAUGAGAGAGCAACGCAUGAACAUGGUGCAAACACUGGAUCAGUACAUGUUCAUCUACGACUCACUGAUUGAAUUUCUGGAAUGUGGAGACACAAAUAUUAAAAUUCAGGAUGUCCAUAACAAGGUGAAGUGUUUGGAGAAAUGUCACCAACAAACAAGAAAAAAUGGAUUCCAACAGGAAUUUAAGGUUCUUGAUAGGAUUUCAGAUCUGUACAGAUUGCAGCCCUGCAGAAAUGCCCAGAAAGACUCCAACAGACACAAAAACAGAAAUACUGACAUCCUGCCAGGGGAUGAAGUCUUAACACCUCUAAUGUCAGUCACAAAUAAGGAUGGCUCGCCUGGAUAUAUUAAUGCAGUCUUCGUGAACUGCUAUCAGAAGGAAGAUGGCUUUAUUCUUACACAAGUACCUCUAGAAGAAACAGUUGCUGAUUUUUGGGCUUUGGUAUACGAUUAUCGAUGCACAGCAAUUGUGUUAAUGCAAACCAAGGCAAGCAUUGAAAAGAACUCGUCCGUGUUUUGGCCACAGACAGGUGAAUGCAGUUACAGUCUAUUUCAUAUUAAAACUACAGGAGCACAGCUCAGCACAGGCUACACCAUUACAAAGCUGGAGCUGAGCAAAUCUGCACAGACUGACAAGCAGCAUGUAAGCAUCAUACAAAUAGAAGACUGGACAGAAACUGAGGAGCUUCCACAGUCAUGCAGCACAAUAAUUAGCAUGGCACAAGAAGUCACCAGUUGUCAAGAAAAUCACAACAGUGGCCCCACAGUCAUCGUAUGUUGGGAUGGAUGCAGUAGAAGUGGGAUUUUCUGCGUCACCAGCUUUCUUACAAAGCAGAUGAAGGAAGAGGGCAGGCUGGAUGUUUUCCAAGCUGUGAAAAGUCUGCGGAUUCAUCGACCACAGCUAAUUAAGAAUGAACAACAGUACAGGUUCUGCUACAAAAUGGCAAUGGCGUUAUCUGAUUUCCAUGGACCCUGGGAGUAGAUGUGCUGCAAUAAAGAAGAUGGUAAUGUGUGAAAAAAAGAGCCAGUGACACCAUCAGAACUUCAGGAGCAAAGCUUACCUUUCUCAAGCAUGUUUUAAGAUUUUCAAGGUGACCCAAGUUUUUUUGCAGUCCGGUAGAUGGUUAAAAAUAAAAGGGCUGCAAUGAGAGUUAAGGAUUGCACCUUGGUUAUUGUUAUUGGACACAUUUUAAUAUUCUGGCUAGGCAACAAAGUGCAAACAAGAAUAACCAAAACAUGCCAAAUCUCACACCAGGAUUUGUAUUUUCAAAUGCUUCCAUGUCAAUAAAUGCUAUAAUGGUACACUUGUUUACCUAAAUGUGCAUUAUGAAGAAUGCUCAGACACCUAACAAAAAGGAGACAAAUUUAUGAACGUUCAAAGGUAGAAGCUGCAGUGUGUUACAAAAUAGAAAACAAUGUCUUUUCAUCAAGCUGUCUAUUUAUGAGAAGUAAUAAGUUAUAAGAAGUUUAAGUCCUGGUAGCACCAGGUGGGGUUAUUUGCCCAUCACAUGUCACAGCCAGACACACAGCCACACCAGGUCAGUUCAGAGUGAAAUAAUCAACUUAACAUUCAUAUUUUUAGGAUGUGGGAGUAAGUGAGACCACUCAGGGAAAAACCCAGAGACACAUGAAAACAAUAUACAAGUUCCACAAAGAUAGUGGCACUGCAAAGAAAUUCUUCAGGGUCUCGACAUUCUCCAUUUCAUAUUCUCAUGUGCAGGGGCUGUCCAUGAACCCAAAAUUUCUUUGGUUGCACUAAAGGAAAACUCUUUCGACCCAACAUUCAAUAGGGUUAUUAAAUUGCAGGAGUGCCUCUUAUUCUACUGUUGGCAUGUGACGAUACGGGUUCAGCUCCAUGCUCCCAUCUGCUGUUCGGUCUACUGUCAGUAAUGUUACCAAAGAGCUAGACAGUGAGGCAACAACAUAGCAAGGGGAUGGUACAAAAGUGCAAAAGUGCUUUUAUUUAAAAUCCAACAAGACAAAAACAAAGUGUCCACAAAUAAAUAAGUGCAGUGCUUCCCAAAAAGAGUCAUUAAAUAAAUAAUCCAUAAAACAAAUGUGGAGGUUUAAAAAUCAAUAAACAGAACAAAAUAAUAAUCCUUUAAAAGCCAAGGUUAAAACGUUGGAAGCAAUCUUCUAAACACAAAGCCCAGUGUGUUUGUCUUACUAGUGACUCCCCUGCUUCUCCCUAUUCAGGCUUUGCAGCAGGGGGAGCCACUCUACCUGCAGCUGACCUUCUUUCCUCAUUCGCACAGGUCUGGAGGCCUCCCGAUCCCUGGCUUCGGUCGUGCACUCAUCCCAGACCCGAGACUUAGCUUCUCUCCAACAGCAAGGACUCCCACGCUGGAGAUUAUCUGCCCAAGUCUCCUGACUCCCGCUGUCUUCCACGGCGAGUCACCUCCCUCACUAGUCACUCCCGCUCUUCUCAAAAUGCUCAGUGGGAGCAACGACAAUCAACUGCCCUAGGUGUUAGAUAAACACCUCGCUAGGGCCCACAGUCCAGCUGCACUCGAGCCUGCUCUCACUCGUUUGCUCGAUCUCCUUCGCGCUCUGUCUCUCUCUCUCUCUCACACACCGGCUUUCUCCUCACUUCCUUCCAGCAACCUCUGUCUCUUUCUCUUUCCGUUCCUCCCUCUAGCCGACUCGCGCUUCUAUAUAUCGAGAGGGCAUGGCAGCUGCAGCAAAUUAGCAGUCCCAGGAACAAUCACAGAUGCAGGCAGUCUCUCAUCUGUGCACUUAGGUGAGAAACGGCCACAUUGCAAAUCGCCCUGAGAACUGCUGCAGCCACACCCACCAUGCCCCCUCACUAAGCCGCGAGCUUGAUUAUUUACUUUAAAACGGGCAUUUUGAACAGGAGCUGUGGACCCGCUAUACCACAAGGCACAUUUUCUAGUUUUCAUUUUUGCACUUUUUGCGUAUUUGUUUUUAAUAUGGUCACUGUAAUACUUUAGUUUCUUAUGUCAGUAACUUCAGCACAAUGCUACAGGUAGGUCUCAGGUUACAUAGUCUCAUGAUAUGGCAAUUCUGCAGAAAGAAACAAGCACAUAAAACUCCAAAUGUUUCUUUUUAACUGAAUUUCAAAUACAUUUUCAUCUAGCAACUUCAGUGUUUCACUUAUGAAGGGAACAAACUAGUUCUGAUACAGAUAAAAAUUAAGCAAUCUUCACUAACAGUAAGCAAUAGUACUGCACACUAUGGACUUUGUCAUCAUUUUCAGUCAUUUUGUUUUUUGUGCAUACACAUCGCCGAGUGUAACAGGCCACAUGCACAGUAAGGUCAGUCACAGUUAAGCAGCUCAGUCGGCAGUUGGCCAUUUAGUUGAGUGGUACAAACUGUCAUGUGUAAUUUCAAGUAAUUUCAAGUGAUCAGCAUAUGUGUCCCAGCCAUAUCAUCUCAGUGUGUACAGCUGCAGAGAUUAUGACGUGUCACUCUUAGCAAUUCUUUCUGCAAACACAACACAUCACUGCUGAGGGAUCAAUCAUCAUUUAGUGGUGUCUCUUACGUUUGCUGACUCUGUGAACUUAUGAAUCAGAAAUGACUGGUACCUCUCAUCAAAAGUUUAAAUUGCCCAAAUUAUUUGUGUUUUGUGGUUUAAAGUAUAGUAAUAUUGCUUCAGUGUCAAUUUAUUAAUAAGUGUGAAAUGUUUUUUUCAGAAAAAAAUAAUAUAAACCAUUAUGCAUUGUUGCUGAUAUUUCCAUCAAUGGACAUUUUCAGUACAAGUUCCGAUUUACAUACAAGCUCAGGCUUGAACGUUGGCAGAAAGGGAACUCCUUCAUGACAUAUGCGUUAAUAGUAUUUUGCUUAGGAUGACCCCCCCCAAACCCCCACUCUUUUGUGGUAUUUUUCUAGUGGCCACAGCCAAGUUAAUUAAUAGAAACUAUGUCAAUUCCAAGUUAUCUGAUAGGACCCCUUGAGACACAUGACAUUAAUCAUACAAGCUCCACUUAAAGACAGCAGCACACAUAAAAAAUGUAUAUAUCAGAUUGAAAUUCAAAGGACAAACCUUACAUUCUGUGCUAGUUAGGGGUGAAGACAAUAGGUAGUUAUGACAUUUCAAAUAUUUGUUUUAAUCACUGAUUUAGACUUUGACGCUUGACUCUUUGUGCUUUUUUGGUUCCUGACUCUCGCCUGGGUAUUUGACCUUGAUUCUGUCUACUCCUUUCUCAGCAAUUUUACUUUUAUGUCAGCUGGCAGUAGCUUUUCUUUCUUCAUCUCUUUAGUGCAGAGGAAGCGAAGGGUGCUUCUACAAAGAUUUUAGAGCAGAGCUGUUUUGCCUUCAUGCCAUCUGCUGGUCACUACAUGUAUCUCCAUCUGUCUACGAUCUGAAGAACCUCAGGCUUACUGCGUUUGUCGUUGCCAUCACAAUUGCCUCCUUCCAUGCAAAUCCAGUCACCAUUUCUCACUGCUUGGAAAUUUCCUCAUAGCGAUAUUCCUUUUUCAGUUGCUCAUCCCCACUGAAACAACAGCAAGUCUCAAAAUUGGUACCCUCAGAUGACACAGCAGCCUUCUCUUCCUAUAUACAGAUGACAGAUAACAAUUUGGCAGGAGUUUGAACCUAGGAGUUUGUUAAAGGUUUUCAAUAAGUUCUGUAGAGCAUUGCUGCUCAGGUUAGCCGUGUUGGUGUAUUAAGAAAUAAACAGUAUGGGUUUCUUCAAGAACUUGCCCAAUUUGGACCUAAUCGUUGGACUGAAAUGGGUAUUCAUAAUGUGGGUAGCCACUAAAAGAGGAACGUUCCAAAUCUGGGUAACGUUUUAUUGUAAUGUUUAAGAAAAAAUUCAAAGUAGCUUCCUCAUUUACUUAUUCUUUGCAGACUAACUUAUUAACUUCAGAGUACAAAUUAUUUUGUAAUUUAUAAUUCUCACAGAUGUAAUA